UAACAAUAAGAUCAAAAACAGGUUUAAAUGAAAAUUACAAGAAAAAUCAUUUUGAGGUCAUGACGGCGGUGGAAAGGACUGGUCUUCUGUAGACGUGACGUAACGAAUUCAAAAUUACAUUUUGGUUUAUCUUGUGUUUACACACAACUAUGGUGCUACUGGAGUGGGCGCUAAGCCUACAGUCUACAUUGUUUUAUGUAAAUCUAACAGAUAUUAAUUGUGAAUUAAAUGACAGAGCUGUUUAAUAAUUGAUGAUACUGAAUGAGAGAAAAUUAUUUGUUUCACGAAUUACGCCCUCGUCGCGUCGCGUUGCGUCUGUGUGAUACUUAUUUGACAAACGCGUUGUUAGUUGUUAUAAAGUUGGGAUCUGCUAAUUGUGGCUUGGCGUGGGUUACAGGGUAAAUCAACGCGUGGGGUGCCGGCUGUGGGCUUGGCGUACACAAAGUAAAUGUUUUGAUACUUUGUGUUAUUCUGCAUAUAACGUUUUGCUAGAUUAUCGAGUUGUGUGUUCAAAUCAAGAUAAAAUUUAAUGUUCGUUGGAUGUAAACAUGGUUCAAAUUCGGUAUACUCGCAAUUUAUUCUUGCGUGGUAUGAGUGUUGUAUACUUAUUUGCUUUUACGUCGUUUUACAUCCAAAUACCUGGUCUAUAUGGGAAUAAUGGUGUGCUUCCGGCAAGAACACAGUUGGAUAGUAAAGCGAAGACCCUAAGUGCCAGAAUACACACAAAGCCUACGUUGUUAUGGCUGGCCCCUUACAUUGGUCUUGACACAGAAUACAUGAUGGAUGUGUUGGCACUACUGGGCAUCUUCCUGGCAUUCACAGGGUUUGUCUCGCAGAAGUUCUGUACUGCUCCGUCGUUUGCGGGCCUGUGGUCCCUCUACUACUCGUUAUACCAAGUGGGGCAGACUUUCAUGUGGUUUCAGUGGGAUGUCUUGCUGUUGGAAGCAGGUUUCCUAUCAAUCCUGGUGGCGCCAUUGCGCUACCAAUCCCAUUUAAGACGCCGAGCAGCGACUGCAGCUCCUAGUGAUUCUAUUUCAUUCUGGCUUGUUCGGUGGCUGUUGUUCCGGUUGAUGUUCCAGUCUGGAGUCGUAAAGCUCUUGAGUUACUGUCCCACCUGGUGGGGGCUUACAGCUUUGUCAAUUCAUUUUGAGUCUCAGUGUAUUCCAACGCCGCUGGCCUGGUAUGCCCACCACUUGCCAAGAUGGCUUCUCAAGCUUUCAACAGCUUUCACUUUUGUUGUUGAAAUUGGGUUGCCUCAUCUGUUUUUCUUCCCUGUUCGCUCAGUACGGAUUGUCGCUUUCUUCCUUCAGGUCUUACUUCAGAUAGCAAUUAUUUUGACAGGCAACUACAAUUUCUUCAAUAUCCUUACAAUUGUACUCUGCAUCUCCUUACUGGACGAUGAUGUCUUUUAUCGCAGGAGGCUGCAGAAAGGUAAACAAGAUGUGUGGUGGAGUGGUCUAGUUAGCAAGUUGGUGAAUGUUGCUGUGUACGGAGGUGUGCUGUAUGCCACAUACAUCUUGUUCUCAGUAAGAAUAAGCUCUUCAUGGGCUAUUGAAUCUGACGUGGCAUUCACAAAGCAGGAGUUAGACUGGGUGCUGUCACGUGUCGUUCCUGGCUCUGUGUACCUAGGCUUUGUCUCCUUGAGUCUAAUAGUGGCUGAAGCUCUGACUGUGUCCAUCUUGGAAAUCCCUGGAAUUUUCAGCAAGAUUCAAACUAUCUUAACCACGCUAUUCUAUACUGGAGUUGCAGCAUUUGUCUUUGGCAUCAGUCUUGUACCUUAUUCUAGCCUUCAUCCUGCUGGCAACAGUACCGUGAUCCCCGUCCUCCAUCACUGGCAUUCACGUCUGGACCAUUUGCAUCUCGCAAAUUCAUAUGGCCUCUUCCGAAGGAUGACCGGUGUCGGAGGACGCCCAGAGGUUAUUUUGGAGGGCAGCAACCACAUUGAUGGACCCUGGCUUGAGUACAACUUCUUGUACAAGCCAGGCAAUGUCAACUCUACUCCCUCGUUUGUUGCACCCCAUCAGCCACGUCUGGACUGGCAAAUGUGGUUUGCUGCCCUGGGGACAUAUCACCAAAAUCCAUGGAUUAUGAGUCUGACUUACAGGCUUCUUCAAGGUCAACCCGAAGUACUUCAACUAAUUGAUACAUCACGGAAUCCAUUUCCAGCUAAGCCACCCAAGUAUAUCAAAGCCAGUCUGUACCAUUAUCACUACUCGGCAUGGUCGCAGAGGUGGUCUGGCCCUUGGUGGACGCGAGAGAAAGUCGGCGAAUACUUACCAAUCUUUUCACGCGACCACCCGCCAUUACUCGACUAUCUGCGUAACAUCAAAAUCCUGACUGGAGCUUCGCAAGAGGGCACAGAUUCCGGGUCACACGUUGCUCCCUGGCUGAAGGCGCUCUUAGAUCGUCUUCGAUAUCUGGUAUCUCUUGUCGAACCCAGCAUCCUCCUCUGGUCCAUUUUCAGUGCGGGAUGUGCAAUCAUCACUACUUCCAGUACCACAGGUUCUACUGUGACACGGAGAUAGGCACAUUUUAGAUUUUCAUUGUCAUUUCUUGGGGCUUCUGUUUGCACUUUGGUCAUAAUAUUGGCUGGUGUGCCAGUGUUUUGAUCAUCUUGACUGUCUUUAUUUUAAUGAUCUGAAAUGGCUUGACCCUGAAGGUGGAAAAAGCCAAAAUUCCUUAAAUAUUUUCAAACUACCAGCCAUAAACAUAUUUUUGCCAUCUGAAAGUGCAAACACUAGCCUCUACCGCCAGGAUCGCUGAACAGCCAUUUUCAGUCGAAAGUAAAAGGGAUUUCCUUGUAUUACUAUAAUACGGUGGUGGAUAGGACAGUUGGCGAUGAUAUUAAUUGCGGGCAAUCCUGCAGAGUUAACUUCCUACUUCUGUGAUUGUCACGAUUGCUCAUACAUUUCCUGUCUCUGAAGUGUUAUAAGAGCUUUGAGGGCUGACUGAUUUCUGAUUCUUUUUGUGCAUUAUUCCUGUUUUUGAUAUUCAUUAUUUUUGUUUCUGAGAAAGUACCAUUAUUGUGUUCCUAUACAGGAGUGAAUUCCUUUUUUUUACCUUUUCCUCCUAUAUAUCUGAAUGUAAGAUAUGUGAAUGUGUUUUUUACGCGCAGUAAAAUAUCAGUUCGCUGAAUGUCCGCAGUACAGAUUCACGUUACUAUGCAUACUUUCAGUAUGACUUUUCUAAUCUAAAGUCGUGAUAAGCUUAAUAUUUGCAUCAUAAGUUUGCCGUUUGCUUUGUCUAGGAGCGGAGCUUUUGCGUUAACUGUCGGCUUGGUUAAAACUUGGAAAAAUGAUUUCUUACUUUUGUGGUAUGUGAUUCAGUGGUAAUUCAAGAUAAGUGAUCAGAUAAAACGCGUCGUUAGCCACCUAGUUGAGGCUUUUGUGGAGGAGGGAGUUUCUGAUAUUCCAAAACAAGAUGUUAGCCAAACCUCGACUGUUAACAUGCUUUAGUUGCUUACAUGAUCACAUUUAGAGUGCUACAUCACAUUUUUGUUGUGUGUGUAUGCUAUGCUGUGAUUUGUGCGUUAUGGAAGAUGAAAUUUGUGACUGUGCUGUAGGCCAGCGUCGUAUAACUGGUUUGCCACCACAAGGAUUCAGGUGUGCUACAGAUUUUUCUAAGAAAUUGUAUAUUUGCAUGUUAUAAUUAGAAAAAUGAUAUACCAUAUCUUAAUUAGAAUUCUUUACACACACGCAUGUUCACCAUUGAUUGUUUUAUUUAUUGUGUGUAAUUUUUUUAUGUGUGCCUGCGUUCUUAUAGGGCAAGAAGAAAAUCAUUGAAAUUGGUACAUGAAAUCAUUUUCUCACAAAAAAUGGUGGAACAGUCAAAGAAUAGGUUAUGCUAUUUUUCUGAUUCUUGGUACAAAACUGGUCCUUGGGUGUGUCUGUGAGAAAUCUUUAUCUUGUUGACCUUGUUACCUUUCUGUCAGCCGAAAGAAAUUUUUGGACCUAGGACAGUGUUAGCGAUAUUAUUUCUUUCUGUGUUUAAAAAACACGUACUCUUAAUGAAUCGUGUGACUACUAAAAUAGCUUUACAGAAGUUUGGUAAGACUUUGAGUUGACAGUUCUUUCAAUCUGGUAUAUAAAAAACAUUGCAAAAAGCAUGAUGAAAUGUCAGAACCAUUAAAUUGUUAGGUGCUAUUUGCUACUUGGUCUAGCAAAAACUCCCUUUUUUUGGAGGCCAUCUGGAAAAUGUGCAGAAUACCAUUGUCACAGUAUGAUGAAAAACUUUGUAUUCUCUUGGAAUCGUCAACAGUUUCUUUAUUGGCAUCUCUCUUGACAUCCAGAAUGACCUCGUUGUUUCCAUUUCAAUCACGAUGUUGAACAGAAUAAAAGGAGUUCAAACAAACUUCCUUUUUUGAUGAAAUAUUCUCGGACUACAAGCCACGUCAGGUGGCUGAACGGUGAACACACCAAUUCUUGUGCCAACAUUUCGAGAAUCAUCUCUGUUCUCAUCCUCAGGGUUGCUGGGUAAGGAUGAGAACAAAGAUUGUUCUUGAAACAUUGGCAGAAGAAUUGGUGUGUUCACCGUUCAGCCACCUGACGUGGCUUGUAGCCCGAGAGUAUUUCAUCAACUUUAGUUGCCACAAAAGCUUCACUUCAUACAUGAAACUUCCUUGAAUUGAAGAUGUGGUUAUAGGUGUAUCUGGAAAAUCCAAACUUCAAUAAUUUCUUCUUCAUUAUAUGAUUUUUGGUGACAUUGUACAGGAAUGAUUUAUCAGAAUUUUAGAUGUUAGUGGAGAGUACUCUGCUGCAUCCUUAUCCAUGCAUGUGUUAACCAAAUUAAUUAAUUUCAGUGCGCGAAAUACUAGUAGCUCAAACUUUGGACAGUGCAGCAUAUUGGACUGCAAGAAUUAAUUUGCCAUGAAACAGCUUCUUUCAUGCAUUGUUUUUCUCACCAGUUGAACUUUGUGCAAAGAGAGUCAAUUGAAUGUAAUCCAGAGUGUAAAGGUUACUUGGAAACAUUGUCUGGUUUUGCAA
Messenger RNA from Zootermopsis nevadensis, 4982 nucleotides. RefSeq names its product lipase maturation factor 2. Gene Ontology annotation, biological process: protein maturation. Gene Ontology annotation, cellular component: endoplasmic reticulum membrane. The record is from RefSeq and is a predicted model, not a curated record. NCBI's taxonomy places the organism in Eukaryota, Metazoa, Arthropoda, Insecta, Blattodea, Termopsidae.